Messenger RNA from Boleophthalmus pectinirostris (great blue-spotted mudskipper), 2535 nucleotides. RefSeq names its product zinc finger DHHC-type palmitoyltransferase 15b (gene zdhhc15b). Lineage: Eukaryota; Metazoa; Chordata; Actinopteri; Gobiiformes; Gobiidae. Gene Ontology annotation, cellular component: Golgi apparatus; endoplasmic reticulum. The record is from RefSeq and is a predicted model, not a curated record. The transcript is spliced from 11 exons. Gene Ontology annotation, molecular function: protein-cysteine S-palmitoyltransferase activity. Gene Ontology annotation, biological process: protein targeting to membrane; synaptic vesicle maturation; peptidyl-L-cysteine S-palmitoylation. The coding region runs from base 45 to 1052 and encodes 335 amino acids.
AAUCCCAGGAAUAGUAGUCGAGCCCCGAUCAGCCGUGAGAUGAGAUGGAUAUGGCUCUCUCCAGAGGUUUGAGAUGCUGUCAAAAGGUUUUCUCCUGGAUACCCGUCCUUAUUAUCACCUCUGUGGUCCUGUGGUCGUACUAUGCCUACGUGUUUGAGUUAUGCUUGUUCACUAUUUCUAAUACAUUCGAAAAAGUGGCUUAUCUUCUAGUUUUUCAUAUUUGCUUUAUGAUGUUCUCGUGGACUUACUGGAAGUCCAUAUUCACGCCUCCUGCUUCUCCGUGUAAAAAGUUUCAACUCUCAUAUUCAGACAAAGAAAGAUAUGAGAUGGAGGAGAGGCCAGAUGCUCAGAAACAGAUCCUUGUUGAGAUAGCAAAAAAGCUGCCCAUUUCCACCCGUGCACAAUCUGGAGCUAUCAGGUUCUGUGACCGCUGCCAGGUGCUGAAGCCUGACCGAUGUCACCACUGCUCAGUUUGUGAAACCUGUGUUUUGAAGAUGGACCAUCACUGUCCUUGGGUGAACAACUGUGUGGGAUUUUCCAACUACAAGUUUUUUCUUCUCUUCCUGUCAUACUCAAUCCUUUACUGUGUAUUUAUUGCAGCAACAGUGUUUCAAUAUUUCCUCAAAUUCUGGGUGGGGGAUUUGCCAAAUGGACCGGCCAAGUUCCAUGUGCUCUUCCUCAUGUUUGUGGCGGUCAUGUUCUUCGUCAGUCUCAUGUUCCUCUUUGGCUAUCAUUGUUGGUUGGUGGCAAAAAAUCGAUCCACUUUAGAGGCUUUCUCUGCACCAGUUUUUGUCAAUGGACCAGACAAAAAUGGGUUUAAUGUGGGUAUAAGAAGAAACCUGCAGCAGGUUUUUGGAGAGGACCACAGACUGUGGCUCAUCCCAGUCUUUACUGGUCAAGGGAAUGGCCAUUUCUUCCCCUUGAAGAAUCAAAGUGAAUCCCAAAAUCCAUUAUUGGCUUCAGAGAUGUGGGAGGAGUCAGACGACUGCUCUGAGGAAGGAAGCUUUGUGGGAGAGCACGACCCAUCAGUUACCAUUGAGAUGGAGGAGUAGUACUUACUAACAAGAACUAUUUUAAAGUGAUCAUCUCCUAAACUCUUUUGUUGUAGAUUUAUUCUAGUCAAAUUUUAAUGAAAUACAUGAAGGGGGCCAAACCUGGCGAUCCAUGCGCCUAUGGGUCAUAUUAAUUGAGAUAUCUGAAAUAUAAAAUGUAUCCUAUAAUCUCAGUGUAAUAGGAUAAUCAGUAUUGAGGUUGAGUUUGUGUACUCCCAGCUCCGUAUUUCCAAUGUGUCAUCUUCUGUCAGAUGACUUGCUGUGAAUUGAAGAGCUUCCGUCUUGGCACUAAUCUGUUUUUUGACACUGAGGUGUUGAGUUGUCUGUAGGAGUGUACAAUGUUACACCCUAUAACUUGACCUGUACCUGAUGAGUGUGGAAAACAAUGGUAGUAUAGGUCAGCAUUUUUGUUACAGACUGAGGUCAUUUUAUGUGUUUUUUUUUUGUUUUGUUUGUUUUUUGUUACAAUUUUGUUUUUGUCUUAUAUUUAUACCACUACUUGGAUUUUAAAAGAACCAUUUAAUCUUGACUAUUUCUGCUGAAUUCUGCUCUCAAAUGGACCCAAAGAAUGUAUCCAAAACAUAAUUGGUAAAUUACUGUUUAUUCAAAGUAUCUGCAUAUCCUAACAUAUCAUGUAGUUUGCUACUUAAUAUGAAAAUGUGUUUUGUGGGAACUACUGGCAUAAAUCCAGUGCACCUUCCCAAUAAGAAAGAUUAAAUCAUUAUUGUAUGUGUAUUGUAUUUUCAGUUUUAUUUUUAAGGAUUAAUUAAAUAUGCAGGUACCUGUAAAUAUUGUAGAUGAAGCAACUGAUCCUCAUCCGCUGGUUGGUAGAGAUCAGUAUUCUGCAAUGUUUUUUACUUUGUUUGUAUGACUUUUUUAAAUGCUAGAAAUAACAUCUUAUUAUUCAAGCUGUCUAAACUUGACUACUCUUAAGUGCUGACAGUGCACUAAAAUGUGUGUACAAAGUGUUGGGCCUUUGUUUGGAUGGUGUUUUGAUGUCAUGUUUUUGUGCUUUAUUCUGUAAACAUUUUUGUGUAAGCCAAGUUAAAUGCUGCUUAUAUACUAAAAUAUAGACAGCAACAUAUUUAUUAUUAUUGCUGUGUUCUUAUAAAAGGUGGGACAGCAGUAUUGGAAAAUGUAGAAUGCUAAGGUUUAGGUGUAUGUUAUUUUGUUUCUAUUGUUUAAAUGUGGAACUUUUUUAGGUUUACAGAUUCACCGUAUUACCUGGUGCUGGCAGUGUUUGUAUAUCUUGAUGCUCACCAGCCUUGGCGAAAUGACACUAGUGAUCAUAUUUAUUGUAUCUAAUGUUAUUUGUCCUGUUAAAUCCUUGCAUUCAGUAAAAUAUGCCAUCAUGCCUCUCAAAAAAUCAACUGCAGCAAAGGUCCAUAUUAAUUAACUUUGUUUAUAUGCCAUUUGACAAAUAUAAAGCCUUUAUCAAUUGAUCUGUGUUGUAACAUGCAAAAUAAAAUGAUCCAUUGUCAAA